This is a messenger RNA of Baudoinia panamericana UAMH 10762, 1816 nucleotides long. RefSeq lists its product as uncharacterized. The transcript has a single exon. Gene Ontology annotation, molecular function: triacylglycerol lipase activity. NCBI's taxonomy places the organism in Eukaryota, Fungi, Ascomycota, Dothideomycetes, Mycosphaerellales, Teratosphaeriaceae. Gene Ontology annotation, biological process: lipid catabolic process. The record is from RefSeq and is a predicted model, not a curated record. The coding region runs from base 97 to 1476 and encodes 459 amino acids.
CCGUCCGUUGCUAUUGCGUUGGUCCGAAUAGCUACAGUAUCAAACAUCAAAAAUCUACAGCCACAAGCUUGUUCUCGUCCCCUAAAAUCCGACGCAAUGCUGGCCUCCCGUCGUCUGUUCCAACUCCUCCUGCCAAUCUCAUUACUCUGUUUCCAGGUGUACAGCAUUCUCUUACCUACACAAGAUCCUUUCUACCAGCCGCCUACUGGCUUCGAAAACCGGACCCCAGGCGCCAUUCUACGCACACGCCGGAUCGAGGCUUCCUACUUCGGCCUGAUUCCCGAUGCCGUGCGUGCAUAUCAACUGCUCUAUCGCACCACAGCAAUCAACGGCUCAGCCAUAGCCACCGUGACAACCAUCUUCAAGCGUCCCCAAGCCAUGACAGACCGCUUCAUCAGCCUCCAAUGCCCCUACGAUGGAGCUGCCAAAUCCGGCUGCUGUCAGCCAAGCUAUAACUACCGGCUCUUCGCGCCACAAGACGACAUCAUCAACUCGGUGGACUUCCUUUCCCUCCAAGCGCUGCUGAUGGAUGGCUACAUUGUCUCAUCACCCGAUUACGAAGGACCUGAUUCAGCCUUUGGCGCCGGACGGUUAUGUGGCAUGGCGGUGCUGGACAGCAUGCGUGCUACUGCAAAGUUCUGGAAAACACUCAAACUUACCUCGAACAAACCCCUGAUAGUUGGUUACGGCUACUCCGGCGGUGCAAUCGCCCUCGGGUGGGCCGCUUCGCUCCACGCCCUCUACGCUCCCGAGUUGCACGUCGCCGGCUGGUCACUAGGCGGCACGCCUGCCAACCUCACGGGCACGUUAGCCUCCAUCGAUGGAACACUCUUCGCGGGCUUCAUACCGCAAGCGCUUGUUGGUCUCAGUUCGCCAAGCGCCUACGGAGCCCAACUAAUCCCCGUUUACAACCGGAUCUUCACUCCCUACGGCAAGACGAUCCUCAACAUAGCCACCCGCAUCUGCGGCGUAGAAAACCUCUUCACCUUCGAGUUCAAGCAGAUCCAAGUCCCAUCAGUCCAGACUCUAGGCACAAGGCUGCUGCAUCAACCAACUAUCGCCGCUGUACUGCAGGACAGUAUAACGGGCCUCCGUGUCAACGAGACUCCUAUUGCGCCAGUGUACAUGUACCACGCGAUGCAGGAUGAGAUCAUCCCGUACGCGAACGCGAGCGCACUUGGUCGCACAUGGUGUGAGAAUGGCGCUUCCGUGCAAUUCGUGUCUGUUGCAAACGGCGGGCAUGCAACGGCCGGCAACCUUGGGUUUGCAGGAUCUCUAGCUUUUAUCACGGCGGCGUUCAAUGAUACGACACCCAAGGGGUGCACUCAAACCACCAUAGACAACAAUCUGCUUGAUCUGGCGGUGCUGGGAAGCGAGCUGGAACCUGUGUUGGCACGUAUGCUCGAGGCUCUCGCAGUCGUGGGAAGGGGUGACACGAAUAUCAAGAAGGAUCUUUCUCGCUCAAGCAGACGGUGAGGUGAUGGCCCUUUUCAUGGAAGUGGUAUGUCGAUCUUCCGCCUGACAUCCUGCUGUCGGCAGCGCUUCUCGGACAUGCAUAGCUUUGGGUAUCUUGGUGACCUAAUCGAAACCUCUCCGCGUCCAGAACGCCUUCGCUUCUUCUACGGAGGUCGGCAUGGUUGAAGCGAGCCUUAAACUUCGCCUUCCACAGCCAUGCUCAUACCCUUCAUUGCCUGCGUCCCAUCUCGUGGCCUCCCUACAACAACCCCUCGCCUAACAACCUGAUCCACCUCCCGACUCAAGCCAGCCCACACCUCCUUCCGUCGCUCCACCGCCCACCUCGGCCUCUCCCUCGCGG